This is a messenger RNA of Pyrenophora tritici-repentis Pt-1C-BFP, 749 nucleotides long. Lineage: Eukaryota; Fungi; Ascomycota; Dothideomycetes; Pleosporales; Pleosporaceae. The record is from RefSeq and is a predicted model, not a curated record.
AUGUUCGAGACGGGCACCGCAAGGAUAGAGAUUGACGAGUAUACAGAGGUCCCAAAGUCCACCAACCCCUACGUCAAGUUGUUGGUGCGUCUUUACAAGUUCCUGGCUCGCCGUACCGAUGCCCCCUUCAACAAGACGGUUCUCCGACGUCUCAUGAUGUCCAAGACCAACCGUCCCCCCGUCUCCCUCUCCAAGAUCGUCGCGACCGCUGCCAACAAGCACUCCGCGAAGACCCACGAGGGCAAGACCAUCGUCAUUGUCGGCACCGUCACUGACGACAACCGCAUGCUUGAGGUCCCCAAGCUCUCCAUUGCGGCUCUCCGCUUCACCGCCUCUGCCCGCGCUCGCGUCGAGAAGGCUGGUGGUGAGUGCCUCACCAUCGAUGAGGUUGCCACCCGUUUCCCCACCGGAUCCAACACCCUCCUCCUCCGUGGACCCAAGAACUCCCGUGAGGCCUUCAAGCACUUUGGUUUCGGUCCCCACUCCCACAAGAAGCCUUAUGUCGAGAGCAAGGGCCGCAAGUUCGAGCGUGCCCGUGGACGCAGAAGGUCGCGUGGUUUCAAGGUCUAAGCGUGUGCUGGAAGCGAUAUGGUUUCUCUGGGUUGGCGUGGUCAUGGUCAUGGGAAUUCACUUAUGAGGCGCGCAUCAUGACUGGCAAGGGCUUUUCGAAGGCCUGCAAAAAGAUACUCAAUGCUCAACAUGAAAUUGAAGCAUACAAUGGGCUCUCCGAGCUCAUGUUUACCCAUGAA